Molecule: messenger RNA, 603 nt
Organism: Fraxinus pennsylvanica
Lineage: Eukaryota; Viridiplantae; Streptophyta; Magnoliopsida; Lamiales; Oleaceae
Source: the annotation of a GenBank genome assembly
AUGUCCAAUCACUAUGACAAUUGGGAAAGACUGGUGGAAGCCGUGCUCAAGAGGGAGGAAUUGCGACGAAUUGCUUUAUUAGAUGACUCGAGGGAAUCCAGCUUCAACUCCAUACCAUCAUCCAGUUUCAAUUUCGGGUCAAGUUCUAAUACUGUAGUAGAUGAUAGGGAUUCGGACAUAUUUCAACAGUUUGAUGCUUCAGUCGAAUUUCUCCUAGAAAGCUUGAAACAGUUGCUUCUUUACAAUGCUAGUAUGACUCUUGAUGUGAAGAGUCAGGUGGAAUUUAUGUGCUAUGAUUUGCGUCUGUUUAAAGCUUUCGUCAAGGACUCGACCGAGAAGCGGAACAACGAUGCCACCCUUCAAGAACUGGUGAAACAAAUCAUAGACGUGUUUUAUGAUGCUGAAGACACUGUGGAUGCAAUUGUAGCUCGGGCAGCUGUGAACAAGUCCAGGAGGAGCAUCCAGAGGAAUUUUCAUAUAUUUGAUUAUCACGCAAAACUUCGAAGUGUGGGGAAAAAUUUUGAGGGCAUCAGGUCCAAGGUGAAUGAUAUAUAUAUGAACAAGAAGUUUGGGUUUGAGCCACCCAAGAUGAGGACUGUGUAG